GCUCGACAACGUUUCGUUCACUGUGUCUGAAAGUGUUCAUAGCAAAGAUCUGAAACAGGAUCGCAAGGACGAUAAAUCCAUGGAUCGCUUUUCGGCAGCGUCCUCGCGACCUGCGCGAUAUCCGCGGGCGACUCCUCUGCUAGUGGCCGCAGGAUGGAUGGCUUUCAUUUCUUCGCUUUUCCUCUUGGUUGCGUACGCUGCUCCGUACUGGCUCGAAUCCUACGAGGAACCGCGAAGCGAGACAGCCUUUAGACGGCUAGGACUCUGGGAAGUGUGCUUCAGCAGAUACAUGCAUCCACCGUAUCAGUACGAUGAAGUGUUCGAUGGCUGUCACUGGAUUCACGGAUACUACUAUCAGAACAUCAGAGAUUGGCUCAUGCCAGGAUGGUUCAUGUUCACGCAGGCCAUGCUGACGCUGGGACUGAUAUUCCAACUACUAGCGCUGAUUGUCCUGAGUCUCCUGCUGAUGCGGUAUCUAUUACGCUACGAGAUUGUUGCGCUCACAGCAGCCUUCGUCCUGGAAGCUUUGACAGCUCUAUUAUUAUUCCUGGGAGUGUCCGUUUUCGGAGGCAUGGCGUUCAGCCGUCAGUGGAUUCUAUAUCCGAACUUCAACCACCUGGGAUGGGCAUACGCUUUCGCAGUGGUUGCGAUGUUCUUCCACGCUUUCACGGCGUGCGUCGUUCUCAAAGAAGCGUUCAACUCUAAGGAACGCCGACGUCGCGACAACAACCUCGUCUACAACAUGCAGCCUCGGGGAGAGCCCGUAAGGUACUAGAUGCUGAUAAGACGACGCGCACAUCAGGACCCGGCGUGGGAAACUAAGAGAGUAGCCUCUAUGAGGAGCGGGAAUUCGAGCACCGGCAGAAGGCCUCCGACACGAAUCGAUAGGGCCCGCGCGUUCUGCAUGCUCACAGCAUCCUUCUCCUCCGAACGAACUGGAGAUCAGAUGUAACACAUGAAUUAAGUACUUAAGGACGUUGGUAUCCACAAGUCGGUGAAACCCGUGUGAAAAUAUCGACUUCAACAUCUAUGUUGACCGAACAAACCCGUCGUAAAGAAUAGGGGUGAGAGGUUUAUGCAUGUUCUCGCAAUUCCGAAGAUCCAAGGAUUCAGAGAGCUUCUCCGCAGAAUUGCAUAUCUCAUCGAAUCUAUCAUCCCGUCCUCUCACGACCCCCAAGAUGAGAGGACACGACUUCGGGAAACAGUUUUGAUUACGGCCCUGAUCCGCUCAUGAUGACACUGCCCUCGUUUCUUCUGUUGGAUGUUCGCUUCAAAAGUGGAGGAAUCAAGAAUACCCGUCUCCCGAUGAAUUAUGAGUUGUUCUCCCUGAGAAUCGGAGAAGAGCUUGAUGACGGGUUCUCUGAAAAGGAGACUUGGAAGUCAAUUAUAUUGAAUUCUUGUGGACUCCAGAACUUAUUGGAUGU
Galendromus occidentalis (western predatory mite) is the source of this 1424-nucleotide messenger RNA. It is a transcript of the gene pck, whose product is annotated as Claudin superfamily protein pickel. Gene Ontology annotation, cellular component: membrane; septate junction. Gene Ontology annotation, biological process: regulation of tube size, open tracheal system; septate junction assembly. The coding region runs from base 80 to 775 and encodes 231 amino acids. The transcript has 3 exons. The record is from RefSeq and is a predicted model, not a curated record. NCBI's taxonomy places the organism in Eukaryota, Metazoa, Arthropoda, Arachnida, Mesostigmata, Phytoseiidae.